Molecule: messenger RNA, 2020 nt
Organism: Mollisia scopiformis
Lineage: Eukaryota; Fungi; Ascomycota; Leotiomycetes; Helotiales; Mollisiaceae
Product: FAD binding domain-containing protein
Exons: 3
Coding region: 278-2020 (580 amino acids)
Molecular function (GO): FAD binding; oxidoreductase activity
Source: RefSeq, a predicted model, not a curated record
CUUAGAUAUAAAUUCGUGGAAGUCAUUACAGUUCCACUUUCCCAAUACAAUAAUUGUUUUCGCAUCGAGGGAACGCAAUAUUGAUUGAAGCGGCGCAUUUCCGAGAACCAAUACUUCGGUUAUCAAUAUUGAUUGUUGCAGCGGCACAGUCGAAGAGGACCAACAUUUCAUUUGUCAAAACUGAUUGUAGUGGCACAGUUAAGAGGCACCAAAACCUUAUUUCUUUCCCAACUUUCGUGUCGGGUUACGCUCUUUGACAUCCAACACUGUAUUCACCAUGUUUAAACCAUAUUUUUUGCAGGCUUUUGUAUUAUUUAUCAUCUUGAGGUCGACUCUCGCUCAUACUCUAGGCCGCUCACAGAACGGAUCUGUGUCCGACUGUCGAUGUUUUCCUGUGGAUCAAUGUUGGCCGACUGCAGCUGAAUGGGCUGCUUUCAACGAAACGAUCGAUGGGAAACUCAUUGCGACUGUUCCCAUUGCAAGCAUAUGCCAUCACGAUUCGUUUGCUCCUUACGAUGCAGGAAAAUGUGAGCAGCUUCAGGAAGACUGGCUUCUGCCCCAAACACACUAUACCUCCUCUUCAUCAAUCAUGGGCCAAUUCUUUGCAAACAUGAGCUGCGAUCCGUUUACCGACCCUUCCGCUCAGUGCGUUCUGGGAACUUACGUCCAGUAUGCUGUAAAUGCCACGGGACAGGGUGAUUUCAGGACGACGAUGGCUUUUGCUACCGACAGAAACAUUCGCUUUGUCGUCAGAAAUACAGGUCACGAUUAUUUUGGGAAGUCUACUGGGUCUGGAGCGCUUGGUCUUUGGACUCACAAUAUGAAGGAUAUCGAAUUCUUUGAAUACAGCUCGUGUAACUAUACCGGGAAAGCGAUGAAGAUGGGUGCUGGUGUGCAAGUCAUGGAAGCAUUGACAGCCGCCCAUAAUCAGGGUCUCGUGGUGGCAGGUGGGCAAUGUCAAAGUCUUGCGGUUGCCGGCGGGUAUACCCAAGGCGGUGGUCAUUCCUUCAUGGCAUCACUAAUCGGCCUCAGCGCUGAUCAGGUGCUUGAAUGGGAGGCCGUCACAGCCACUGGCGAAUAUCUUGUCGCCACUCCUUCUGACAAUGAGGACUUGUAUUGGGCUCUUUCCGGUGGAGGCGGCGGUACAUAUGCAGCAGUGCUUUCGGUGACCGUGAAAGCCUAUCCAGAUCUCGAGGUAGCCGCAGCUAACUUGACAUUCACAAUAAGUGAGGGCGUUUCAACAGAGAGCUUUUUUGCGGUCGUUCAGACUUGGCUGCAGAACCUUCCCGCCAUCGUCGAUGCUGGAGCAGUCGCACUCUGGACACUAGCAGACGGAUACUUUUCAGUAUCGCCAGUCUUCGGGCCAAACCUAACCGUGUCAGAGCUACAAGUUUUGCUCCAACCGACACUAACAGCGCUAAACCAGAGUGGAAUACCAUACUCAUCCUAUUUCGCCGGGUAUCCAACCUUCCUGGAUGCGUACAAUGCCAUGAAUCCUUUCGAGCCUGUUACAGAUGGGAAUAUGGGAGCAUAUCUCCUCCCACGAGAACUCGUUACAUCUGAGACUAAUGCCUCGGCGCUUACUGAUGUACUUAACAAAUUAGUCACUGGUACAAGCGUUGUCACGGGCGGUGUGUCUCUCAACGUUGCUCGAGGCCAAGAUAUCACUCAACCAGUGGCAAACUCAAUAAACCCUGCUUGGAGAGAUGCUAUUCACUAUUUUGCAUUCGGACUCCCCUACAAUCGAACCAGCCUCCCAGCCAAUGUAGAGGAGUGGAACUUGAUCACCAACGUCUACGGUCCAAGUAUUGAUGCGCUGGUGCCAGGCGGUAUGUCAAGUUAUCUGAACGAGGGAAAUCCUUUUGAUCCAGAUUGGAAACGAGUCUUUUACGGCGAUAAUUACAAUCGACUCCUGGACAUCAAGGAAAGGUAUGACCCAAACAGCAUCUUCUAUGGCUUGACCUGUGUCGGAAGCGACGGUUGGGAAGUACAAGAAGAUGGCCGUCUCUGUAGGGUCUGA